GGGCGGUGCCGCGGCCCAGCUGACGCAAGACACCCGUCAGGCAGCCGCUCGCCCGGCACACACAGUGACACACCUCGCCGGGCAACACUGGCGUCCACACCACUCACAUCGUCGUCCUCUCUGGGGCUUCACGUCACUAGCAAGGUCCACGAGUCCACGUAACGCCACAAAGAUGACCAGGAGUGCCUCAGCCGGGGUGUCCGUGGUGGUGGCGGUGGCGGUGGGCGUGUUACUGUUACAGCCGUGCCGGGCAUUCUUCGGUAGCACGACGCCCCAGCCCAUGACGGACCCUGCAGCCGGGGAGAGGUGUUUUUGCCAGCUUAAAGGUGCCGUAGAUGAUUGCCCUUGCUCUGUGGAGACCAUUGACAGUUUCAACAACUUCAAGAUUUACCCACGACUUAACAGCCUCCUGGAGCAAAAUUUCUUCAGGUACUGGAAGGUGAACCUGCUGAAGAAGUGUCCAUUCUGGGAGGAUGACAGCAAGUGUGCCAUCCGUUAUUGCAGUGUUCAGCCUUGCACGGAUGUACCUGAGGGCCUAAAGGGAAGAGCUGCAGACCCUAAUAUCAACAAAGCCAAGAAGUUGAAGGAAUCUCUUGGCAGUGGAGGUUGUGAUGAGGAGAAUGACCUUGGCUUCCUCAACACCACCCUCAGCAAAGAGUCCCUGGAUGGCUUUCAGAAGUGGGCCAUCCAUGACAGUGCUCAGGACAGCUUUUGCUACUUAGAUGAUGACAAGCCUGAGAACAGUGAGUACGUGGAUCUGCUGCUAAACCCAGAACGCUACACAGGCUAUGCUGGACCCUCGGCACACCGCAUCUGGAGGUCAAUAUAUCAGGAGAACUGUUUCAAGCCAUCCAGGACACUGGGGCCGUAUGUCGACUUCAGCAACAUUGGAGCUGAUGAGUUCGUAAAGGAUCUGUGCCUGGAGAAGCGGGCAUUUUACCGUGCUGUCUCUGGCCUGCACAGUAGUAUCAACAUACAUCUGUGUGCCCGCUACCUUCUCUCAGAUAGCAAUGGGUUUGAAGUUUCUGCUGAAGGAGUCUGGGGACACAAUGUGGAUGAAUUCCAUCGCAGGUUUGACCCAGAGUUGACAGGUGGAGAGGGACCCAAGCGCCUCAAGAACCUCUACUUUCUCUACACUCUUGAGCUGAGAGCCCUUGCUAAAGCAGCACCUUAUCUGGAGAGCCAAGAAUUCUUCACCGGAAAUGAGGAAGAGGACAGAGAUGUCAAAAAGGCUGUCAUGGAUCUCCUCUCUGUUACAAAGAACUUCCCCAACCACUUUGAUGAGAGCUCCAUGUUCACGGGGGGAAAACAGGCAGCCAAGCUGAAGGAGGAAUUUCGAGAGCACUUCCGUAACAUCAGUCGAAUCAUGGACUGUGUUGGGUGUGACAAGUGUCGGCUAUGGGGCAAGCUACAGAUCACUGGCUUAGGCACAGCUUUAAAAAUCCUCUUCUCAGGCAACUUUGAUCACCCUGUGGACCAACAGCUCAACUUGUCAGCUGUGAGGCAAACAAACUUCCAGCUAUCAAGAGAAGAAAUUGUGGCACUUUUCAAUGCAUUUGGAAGGUUAAGCCGCAGCAUUCUGGAGUUGGAGAACUUCCGAAAGAAGAGUCAUAGAUAAUGAAGGAAAGAGGUGCCUGAAGUGGAACUCAUUCUGUGAUAUUUUUGUACAUACUUGUUCUGGGUUAAAAGUAACAGAAGUUGAUUCACCUUUACCAUCACCUGCUUUUGGGGGAAGUUGAUGUCUUGAGUGUACCUUAUAGCUGCAAUGUGCAAUGAGGGAAGGUUUGUAUUAGGAAGCACGCACAUGUUGGCACUUCAAGAAUUUUCCCAACCAGAAAGAGAGGCUACCUGCUAAAUUCCACUGGGUGGCAGUACAAGGGGUUAUUUAUUAUUUAUUGUGCUGUAGGUUGUUAUGAAGUAUAUUUUAAGAUUUAUUAGUCCUUCUCAAAAAAUAGUUAACACAUGAUACAUGAGCUAAGGAAAUAAUUCUGCAGUGUUUUUCAAUUGCAUUUUGCUGCAUUUUAUCUAAAAAUACAUUUAAAUAAUCUAUAUUCUGCAGCAUAAUUUAUAUGAUGCGCAUUCUAUUGUUUUUUUGUAACAUGGGAGAAUAGUUCAUUCAUGUUCAUUGUUUCCUUUAGUUUACAUUUAAUGCUCAGGCAUCAGGUUUUAUAUGCUUUUACAUCAUUUUAUCCUAUAUGUAAUAACAUAUUCAUGCUUUUGUUAAAAAGUGUAGACAUACAAGAUUUUGUAUGAGAUAAUGAUUACUCAAGCACUUAGUUAUUGAUAAUGUGUAGCUGCUGAUUUCUCAUGUAACAAUAAUGGAUUUUUUUUUUUUUUCCUUUAUUAUAAUUGCACAUUAGUAUGACCUUUUCAUAAAUCUAGAUACUACAUAGUACUUGUAAUUUUGGGCUGCAACAUUUAUGACCUACAAGUGUACCAUGAGGGAAAGCAGAGUAUCUUAUCUUCCCCAUUGAAAUCAACACACAGUCUUCAA
Messenger RNA from Eriocheir sinensis (Chinese mitten crab), 2494 nucleotides. It is a transcript of the gene Ero1L, whose product is annotated as ero1-like protein. The record is from RefSeq and is a predicted model, not a curated record. The transcript has 13 exons. Gene Ontology annotation, biological process: protein folding in endoplasmic reticulum. Bases 173 to 1618 code for a protein of 481 amino acids. NCBI's taxonomy places the organism in Eukaryota, Metazoa, Arthropoda, Malacostraca, Decapoda, Varunidae. Gene Ontology annotation, molecular function: FAD binding; thiol oxidase activity; protein-disulfide reductase activity. Gene Ontology annotation, cellular component: endoplasmic reticulum membrane; endoplasmic reticulum.